This is a messenger RNA of Dictyostelium discoideum AX4, 498 nucleotides long. It is a transcript of the gene cbpH, whose product is annotated as calcium-binding protein. The coding region runs from base 1 to 498 and encodes 165 amino acids. The transcript is spliced from 3 exons. NCBI's taxonomy places the organism in Eukaryota, Evosea, Eumycetozoa, Dictyosteliales, Dictyosteliaceae. The record is from RefSeq and is a predicted model, not a curated record. Gene Ontology annotation, molecular function: calcium ion binding.
AUGUCAAGAAUAUAUGAACAAAUAGAAAAAGAUGUUGAAAAAAUAAUUGGUCAAUAUGAUGGAGAUAAAAAUGGAGAAGUAACUAUAAAUGAAGCUAUUGAAUUUUUUAAAAGGAUGGGAUCAAAAUAUCCAGAGAAAUGUGCAAUUGUAUUAUUUAAAAUGUAUGAUCUAGAUAAUGAAGGAAAAAUUUCAUAUGAUGAAAUUCAGGAAGAAAUAUUUAAAAGAUAUCAAGAUAAAGUAAGAGAGGAUCAAAUAAAACAAUAUUUUCAAGAUGAUAUUGAAGCAUUUCUAUUGAGAUAUGAUAAAAAUAGAGAUAAUAGAAUUGAUUUUAAAGAACUUGAACAAUGUUUUGAAAGUAUUGGUUCAGAUCAUCCAAAAGAAAAUGCUAAUCAUAUUUUCACUGAAAUUGAUAAAAACAGAGAUGGAUAUUUAACUAUUGCUGAAAUUAAAAAUUAUUGUAGAAAUACUAUUCGUUCAAAACCAUAUUACCAAUCAUAA